GGAAGGACGGCUCAGUGACCCCGGAGGAGCAGCGGGAGGGCGUUCCAGCCGAGGGCGCCGCUGUACCCAGACACUGAGGCAUGCAAGACUGGGGUUUCAUUAUUACUUAAGCUGCAUCCAUGGAGCACAUACAGGGUGCUUGGAAGACGAUCAGCAACGGUUUUGGACUCAAGGACGCCGUGUUUGACGGCUCCAGCUGCAUCUCCCCGACGAUCAUGCAGCAGUUUGGCUAUCAGCGCCGGGCCUCAGACGAUGGCAAACUCACAGACUCCUCGAAGACGAGCAGUACCAUCCGAGUCUUCUUACCGAACAAGCAGAGAACAGUGGUCAAUGUGCGGAAUGGGAUGAGCUUGCAUGACUGCCUUAUGAAAGCGCUCAAAGUGAGGGGCCUGCAACCGGAGUGCUGUGCAGUGUUCAGACUUCUCCAUGAGCACAAAGGUAAAAAAGCACGUUUAGAUUGGAAUACUGAUGCUGCCUCUUUGAUUGGAGAAGAACUUCAAGUAGAUUUCCUGGAUCAUGUUCCCUUUACAACACACAACUUUGCUCGGAAGACGUUCCUGAAACUUGCCUUCUGCGACAUCUGUCAGAAGUUCCUGCUGAAUGGGUUUCGAUGUCAGACUUGUGGCUACAAAUUUCAUGAGCACUGCAGCACCAAAGUCCCUACCAUGUGUGUGGACUGGAGUAACAUCAGACAGCUCUUGUUGUUUCCAAAUUCCACUAUUGGUGACAGUGGGGUCCCAGCACUACCGUCUUUGACAAUGCGUCGGAUGCGAGAGUCUGUUUCCCGGAUGCCUGUUAGUUCCCAGCACAGAUACUCCACACCUCACGCCUUCACUUUCAACUCCUCCAGUCCCUCCUCCAAAGGCUCCCUCUCCCAGAGGCAAAGGUCAACAUCCACACCCAAUGUCCACAUGGUCAGUACCACGCUGCCCGUGGACAGCAGGAUGAUUGAGAAUAACAGCCUGAAUGCUUCUCCCAGGGCGUGGUCCAGAGGAUUUUGUGUGAGGGGAAGAGAUGCAAUUCGAAGUCACAGCGAAUCAGCCUCCCCAUCAGCCCUGUCCAGCAGCCCCAACAACCUGAGCCCAACUGGUUGGUCGCAGCCCAAAACCCCGGUACCGGCACAAAGAGAGCGUGCUCCAGGACCUGGCACACAAGAGAAGAACAAAAUUAGGCCUCGAGGACAGAGAGAUUCAAGUUACUACUGGGAAAUAGAAGCCAGUGAAGUGAUGCUCUCCACCCGGAUUGGGUCAGGCUCCUUUGGAACUGUCUAUAAGGGCAAAUGGCAUGGAGACGUGGCAGUGAAGAUCCUGAAGGUGGUAGACCCAACCCCAGAGCAGUUCCAGGCCUUCAGGAACGAGGUGGCGGUGCUGCGCAAAACGCGGCAUGUCAACAUCCUGCUCUUCAUGGGGUACAUGACAAAGGACAACCUGGCGAUUGUGACACAGUGGUGCGAGGGCAGCAGCCUCUACAAACACCUGCAUGUCCAGGAGACCAAGUUCCAGAUGUUCCAACUGAUUGACAUCGCCCGGCAGACGGCUCAGGGCAUGGACUACUUACAUGCGAAGAACAUCAUCCACCGGGACAUGAAAUCCAACAAUAUAUUUCUCCACGAAGGCCUCACAGUGAAAAUCGGCGAUUUUGGCUUGGCAACAGUGAAAUCGCGCUGGAGUGGCUCCCAGCAGGUGGAGCAGCCCACUGGCUCUGUGCUGUGGAUGGCCCCAGAGGUGAUUCGAAUGCAGGACAACAACCCGUUCAGCUUUCAGUCUGAUGUUUACUCCUACGGCAUUGUGCUAUAUGAGCUGAUGACGGGGGAGCUCCCCUACUCCCACAUCAACAACCGUGACCAGAUCAUCUUCAUGGUGGGCCGGGGCUAUGCCUCUCCAGACCUCAGCAAGCUCUACAAGAACUGCCCCAAGGCCAUGAAGAGGCUGGUAGCAGACUGCCUGAAGAAGGUGAAGGAGGAGCGGCCUCUCUUCCCUCAGAUCCUGUCUUCGAUUGAGCUGCUCCAGCACUCUCUGCCCAAGAUCAACCGGAGCGCAUCUGAGCCUUCCCUGCACCGGGCAGCACACACCGAGGACAUCAAUGCAUGCACGCUGACCACAUCCCCGCGGCUGCCUGUCUUCUAGCUGGUUCUCUACCCGGGGAGGGAGGGAGUCAGAAGCUGCUAAGGACCUUCUAGACAACACACAGGGCCUUACUUCACUUUGCCUUCUCUACCCAUGUGGCCCCGGGAGAAAGCCAGUCACUGCCCUGCUGCCUCAUCUCUGUGGGCCCAGCCUUCUCCAGGUGCACACAGAUCUCACGCAAUACCACGCUGGGCUCUGGCUGGCAACGAGAGGCAGGAGUGUUUUGGGGGAAGAGAAAGGUGGUGGACAGCCCAGCCCCGGUGUAGGGACACAUGGUGUAUUAGAAAUCAGCUUCUUCACCUCUUGGAUGGUGGUGCAGCGCCAAAUAGUUUUGCACAUAAUGCACCAAACAGCCAGGACUGCUGGGAUCCCGGCUGCAGAGAGCCUGCUCUGGUACUAUGGAACUUGACUGUGGGGACACGUCCCCAUGUCCCAUCUGCCCUCCCUGGGAGCAGCCCCCUCAUGCCGAAUCUGUCUUCCAGGAGCUGCCCCAGGGUGGGCGCUGGCCAGCCCUGUCCCUAGUCAGCCUCAGCGUCAUGUAUACAAGGAAACCA
Molecule: messenger RNA, 2680 nt
Organism: Fukomys damarensis (Damara mole-rat)
Lineage: Eukaryota; Metazoa; Chordata; Mammalia; Rodentia; Bathyergidae
Gene: Raf1
Product: Raf-1 proto-oncogene, serine/threonine kinase
Exons: 18
Coding region: 120-2126 (668 amino acids)
Biological process (GO): signal transduction; protein phosphorylation
Cellular component (GO): mitochondrion; plasma membrane; cytosol
Molecular function (GO): protein kinase activity; ATP binding
Source: RefSeq, a predicted model, not a curated record